AUGGCUCGCAAGUUUUUCGUCGGCGGCAACUUCAAGAUGAACGGGACUGUCUCGUCCAUCAAGGAGAUUGUCAAGAACCUCAACGAGGCCACUCUCGAUGCCGAAGUCGAGGUUGUCGUUUCUCCUCCCGCCCUAUACCUCCAGCUGGUGCGUGACACCAUCCGCUCGAGCAUCGAAGUUGCCGCCCAAAACGUCUUCGACAAGCCCUGCGGCGCCUACACCGGCGAAAUCUCUGUCUCCCAGCUCAAGGACAGCAACAUCAACUGGGCCAUCUUGGGUCACUCUGAGCGUCGCACUAUCCUCAAGGAGUCGGACGAGGUUGUUGCCUCCAAGACCAAAUAUGCCACUGAUAACGGCGUCAGCGUCAUCUGGUGCUGCGGCGAGAGCCUCGAGGAGCGUGAGGCCGGCAAGACCAUUGAGGUCGUGAGCAAGCAGCUCCAGGCUCUCAAGGCCCAGGUCAGCGACUGGUCCAAGAUUGUCAUUGCCUACGAGCCUAUCUGGGCUAUUGGUACUGGCAAGGUUGCUACCACUGAGCAGGCUCAGGAGGUUCACAAGGCUAUCCGUGACUGGCUCAAGAAGAAUGUCAGCGAUAAGGUUGCUGACGAGACUCGCAUCCUGUACGGUGGUAGUGUCAAUGAGAAGAACUGUGCUGAGCUGGGCAAGCAGCCUGAUAUUGACGGCUUCUUGGUCGGUGGUGCUUCUCUCAAGCCCGCUUUCGUGGACAUUAUCAAUUGCAAGACGCAGUGA
Molecule: messenger RNA, 747 nt
Organism: Pochonia chlamydosporia 170
Lineage: Eukaryota; Fungi; Ascomycota; Sordariomycetes; Hypocreales; Clavicipitaceae
Product: triosephosphate isomerase, active site protein
Exons: 4
Coding region: 1-747 (248 amino acids)
Biological process (GO): glycerol catabolic process; glycolytic process; gluconeogenesis
Cellular component (GO): cytosol
Molecular function (GO): triose-phosphate isomerase activity
Source: RefSeq, a predicted model, not a curated record